This is a messenger RNA of Struthio camelus australis, 4166 nucleotides long. The record is from RefSeq and is a predicted model, not a curated record. NCBI's taxonomy places the organism in Eukaryota, Metazoa, Chordata, Aves, Struthioniformes, Struthionidae.
GAAUUAUCCUUCUCGAGCUUGCUAUCCAGUUUGAGAGUUCAGGUGGUGGUUUAAGGAUGCCAACCAAAAUGUCUUUGGGAAAUGAUUUUUGGAGGAAAUCCCCUAAGGGCCAGCUUUCAAUAUUGCAAGAAAAAAUAGACCAUUUAGAACGCUUAUUGGCAGAAAAUAAUGAGAUUAUUUCAAACAUACGAGAUUCUGUGAUUAAUCUGAGUGAAUCAGUAAAGGAUGGUCAAAGAAAUCCUGAGGCUAUAAACUUCAGUCAAGGAUCUCUGUCUGAGCUCCUUCCUUCCACUUCAGUUUUGCUUGCAGUUGAUUCCGAGGAUUGUUUGUUUGCUUCAAAAAGUAGAAGUCAAGUUUCAGGAGUACAGAUGUUGGAUGUCUAUGACAUUCUUCCUUUCGAUAAUCCAGAUGGUGGUGUUUGGAAACAAGGAUUUGAUAUCACAUACAAUGAAAAUGAAUGGGACAGUGAACCGCUUCAAGUUUUUGUUGUGCCUCACUCGCAUAAUGACCCAGGUUGGUUGAAGACUUUUGAUGACUACUUCAGAGAUCAGACACAACAUAUCUUAAAUAACAUGGUUAUAAAACUGCAGGAAGACAACCGAAGAAAAUUUAUGUGGUCUGAGAUUUCUUACUUUUCAAAAUGGUGGGAUGGAAUAGAUAACCAAAAAAAGGAUGCUGUUAAAAGGUUAAUAAAAGAUGGGCAAUUUGAAAUAGUAACAGGAGGAUGGGUUAUGCCUGAUGAAGCCUCUGCUCACUACUUUGCUUUAAUUGACCAACUGAUAGAAGGACAUCAGUGGCUAGAAAGGAACCUGGGAGUAAAACCAAAGUCUGGUUGGGCUGUUGAUCCCUUUGGGCAUUCACCGACAAUGGCCUACCUUCUGAAACGCACGGGAUUUUCCAACAUGCUUAUACAGAGAGUUCACUACUCAAUUAAAAAACACUUUGCAACACAGAAGACACUAGAAUUUUUUUGGAGACAGAACUGGGAUUUGGGAUCCAGUACAGAUAUCCUUUGUCAUAUGAUGCCUUUCUAUAGCUAUGAUGUUCCUCAUACUUGUGGUCCAGAUCCAAAAAUCUGUUGCCAAUUUGAUUUUAAACGUCUUCCUGGAGGAAGAGUAAGUUGCCCGUGGAGAGUUCCCCCAGAGGCCAUUCAUGCUGGGAAUGUUCAACACAGGGCUUGGAUGAUUUUAGAUCAAUACAGAAAGAAGUCAAAGCUUUUCCGUACUAAAGUUCUGUUGGCUCCACUAGGGGAUGAUUUCCGCUAUGCUGAGAGCUCAGAAUGGGAUCAGCAGUACCAGAAUUAUCAGAAGCUGUUUGAUUAUAUGAACUCUCAUCCUGAGUUGCAUGUUAAGGCUCAGUUUGGAACUUUGUCAGACUACUUUGAAGCUUUGCGCAAAGAAAGCAAUUUGGGUGAAAAGAGCAGCAAUUCAUUUUUCCCUGUUUUAAGUGGAGACUUUUUCACGUAUGCAGACAGAGAUCAUCAUUACUGGAGUGGAUACUUUACAUCACGACCAUUCUAUAAGCGACUAGAUAGGGUUCUGGAGUCCUACCUGAGGGCAGCUGAGAUCCUUUACUCCUUGGCUUUGGUACAGUCCAGUAAAUCUGACAAGAUGAGUGUAUUUCCUUCAGUAGAUCACUAUAAAUUGCUGACAGAGGCUAGGAGGAACCUUGGACUCUUUCAGCAUCAUGAUGCCAUUACAGGAACAUCUAAGGAUUGGGUAGUUGUGGAUUAUGGCACAAGGCUUUUCCAUUCUCUAAUGAACUUGAAGAAAGUGAUAACUGACUCUGCUCAUAUUCUUAUCCUAAAGCACAAAGAUGCUUACAAUUACGAUGCAUCAACUCCGUUCCUUAAGAUGGAUGAUGUUCAGUCCUCACAAGAUUCUCUGCCACGCAAGACGGUUAUAAAGCUGACUUCGCAACCGAGGUACCUUCUGAUAUAUAAUCCUAUGGAACAAGAGCGAUUUUCAGUGGUUUCAGUCAAUGUGAAUUCACCCAGAGUUAAAUUAUUAUCUCCUUUGGGAAAACCUGUUGCUGUCCAGAUUAGUGCCGUUUGGGAUGGAGCAAAUACAGUGUCACAUGAAGCAUAUCAGAUCUCUUUCUUGGCACAUCUACCACCUUUGGGGCUUGGAGUUUACCAGCUUUUGGAGAUUCAGAGUUCAGAAACAGAUUUGGCUGAUUAUACUAUAUAUAUGAGUGGAAGGAAUAAUAUGCAGGUGAAGCCAGACAGGAUUUUCACAAUAAAAGAGAUGCAGAAUUCUGUGGAUAAUAUAAUUUUAGAGAACGCUUAUAUGAAACUGUGGUUCUCUGGAAUGUCUGGACUACUGGAGAAAAUAAAUACAAAAGAAGAUGGUAAAAACCAUCAAAUGAAGGUGGAGUUUGCAUGGUACGGAACUACAAGUAACCGGGAUAAGAGCGGCGCUUAUCUCUUCUUGCCUGAUGGAGAUGCCAAGCCUUAUGUUUUUACAGAUCCACCUCCCGUAAGAGUCACUCACGGAAGGAUUUUCUCAGAAGUUGUAUGUUUUUUCCCCCAUGUGACACAUACUAUGCGACUCUAUAAAGUCCAGGGUUUGGAAGGCCAGUCUCUUGAGGUUUCCAAUAUCGUGGAUAUUAGAGGAGAAUAUAAUCGUGAACUUGCAAUGAGAAUUUCUUCUGACGUAAACAGUCAAAAUAGAUUCUAUACUGAUCUUAACGGAUAUCAGAUUCAACCUAGACUGACGAUGAGCAAAUUGCCUCUUCAAGCAAAUAUCUAUCCUAUGACUACAAUGGCUUAUAUCCAAGAUGUUGGCAUUCGUUUGACACUUCAUUCAGCUCAGUCUCUAGGUGUUGCAAGCUUGAAAAAUGGUCAGUUGGAAGUGAUCAUGGAUCGCCGACUUAUGCAGGAUGACAACCGUGGCCUUGGACAAGGUGUCCAAGAUAACAAGAUUACAGCUAAUAUCUUCCGACUUCUGCUGGAAAGAAGACAUGGAACAGAUGUGAAUGAAGACAAGUCCUCAGUCAGUUUUCCCUCACUCCUUAGUCAUAUAACUUCUGCUUUCAUAAAUCAUCCUGUAAUUCCAAUGACAAUUUAUGCAGAUUCAGGUGUCCCUGAGAUGUUAAAUACUUUCUCUCCGCUCAUGUCAUCCAUGCCUUGUGACAUGCACGUAGUUAAUCUGAGGACAAUCCAAUCAAAGGCAGAUUUUGAGCCAUCUGAUGAAGCUGCUCUGAUCCUUCACAGGAAGGGUUUUGAUUGUAGAUUUUCAAACAGAGACGUGGGUCUAUUCUGUUCUACUACUCAGGGAAAGAUAAAGGUGCAUAAACUCUUUAAUACAUUCAUUUUGGAAAGUUUUACACCCACAUCUUUAUCUUUGAUGCAUUCACCUCCAGAUGCCAGAAACAUAAGUGAAAUAAAUAUGAGUUCUAUGGAGAUAAAUACGUUCCGGAUUCGGCUAAGAUGAAAUCUGACUUUAAUACUCAGAGAAGAGGAAUCUGCAAUUGUAUCUCUUCCAAGUUUGACGUGCAAUAAGAAGCACAUUAUUAUUAUUCCAGCUUCUGGAUACUGUGAGAAGAAACAUGCAUUCUGUAGGUUUUUUUUGACCAACACAGUGAAAAGCCAUGUUGUAAGCAAUUUUCUUGGGUUUUUUGUUUGUUUUUUUUGUUUGUUUAUUUUUUUCGUGAAAUACCAACAUCAGUAUAAGUUAAUGCAACAAGUGAAGAAAUUUCAAAGGAUGUUAACCUCUCAACAGAUUAAAUCUCAGGUUAAAUGCUAACUAAUGGUGUAUCUGGUGUUCUUAUUUUAGUAUUCGUAGGGAGGGGUUUGGAUUUUAAACAAUCUGUUUUGCUGAUCCUUCAUAAAUUUAUGUACAAAUAAUUCAAUGUAGAAAUCCCUGAUGCAGCUUGGAAUUAAAAUGGAAUAAAAUGUUCUUGGGUAGUAGCUAAUGUCCAAAUAUUUGCAAUCAUUUGCAUAAAUGACAAUAAUUUCAAUUUAUUCCACAAUUAAUUUCAAUUUAUUCAACAGAAAAGAGAUUUUUUUGAAUUGUGGUAGAAUGAAAGCUUGCAGUCCUUGUGACAAGUGAUGGUAGAUUUUAGUACUUCUACCAUUUGCUUGAGUUAUGUAACUAGGAAAAUAUGAAUCUACAGAACAAUUUUGCAUUGAACGUGUUUAAUAAAACUCCCAUUUUGUUACUUGA